AUGUGUUCAUCUGCUCCAGCUGUCGGUCUCCCCACUCACUCUUUCAGGGUCAUACAGGCAGCAGUUUCAGGGAUCACGUCUGAAUGCCAACUCAUCCGGGACGAUCCGAACCAGCAGACAGACACACCGGUCAGAGGGAGGCUUAGGCAGGACCCAUCGGAAACAAUUCACCCAUACAGCCUCUCGACUGCUCUGACCAUCCCUGGGUGUCAGCUUCACAGCUCAGCUGCCUGUCUGACAAUCGUUUUGUGUGUGUAUGUUUGUGUGCAUGUUUUCUGCUAGAUUGCUGAUCAGUUAGUGCAUUAGUAUGCAGGGUGCUUGUGUGCCAGUCUUGUGUGUGUGCAUAUGUGUGUCUGUGCUCCUCCGCAGCACAAAUUCACAGUCACAUAGAGAAAGUCACACUUACACGGAAUGCACAGAUGGGUAUCACUGGGACCCCCUUACUGAGCACUGCAAAGACAUAAACGAGUGUGAGACCAUCCGAGAUGCCUGCAAAGGGGAAAUGAAGUGCUUCAACCACUACGGGGGCUACCUGUGCCUCCCCCGCUCUGCGUCGGUCAUUCCCGCUCCAGAGCCCUCCACCACCCCCACCGUGCCCUUUAACCCCUGCCCCCUGGGCUAUGAACCCGAUGGAGACAGCUGUGUGGACAUUGAUGAGUGUGUGCGAGAGGAACACGACUGCCAGCCCAGCCAGCAGUGCAUCAACACCCUGGGUGCCUUUAACUGUCAGUGCCCUCGUGGUUACAACAAGGUUGGCACGGAGUGCAUCGACAUAGAUGAGUGCAGGUACAGGUACUGCCAGCAUCGCUGUGUCAACGUCCCUGGCUCCUUCUCCUGUCAGUGUGAGCCUGGAUUCCAGCUGGGAGGAAACAACCGAUCCUGUGUUGAUGUAAAUGAGUGUGAGAUGGGUGCCCCCUGCUCCCAAAGGUGUUUCAACACGUAUGGCACCUUCAUGUGCCGUUGUGAUCAGGGCUACGAGCUCGGGCCUGACGGCUUUACGUGUAACGACAUUGAUGAGUGCAGGUCCUCCAGCUACCUCUGCCAGUUCCAGUGCGUCAACGAGCCUGGGAAGUUCUCCUGUGUGUGUCCUGAAGGAUACCAGCUGGUGGGCACCAGAAUGUGUCAAGAUAUAAACGAAUGUGAAACAGGAGAACAUCAGUGUACCGACACGCAGACGUGCGUCAACAUCCACGGGGGGUACCAGUGUGUGGAGACCAACCGAUGCCAAGAUCCAUACGUACACGCCUCUGACAACCGCUGUAUGUGCCCACAUAACAAGCCUGCCUGCAGAGAUCUGCCUUACAGCGUGGUCUACAGAUAUAUGACUAUCACCUCAGAGCGCGCUGUACCAUCAGACAUAUUCCUCAUUCAGGCCACCACCUUCAGGACGGGGUCAGUCAACACCUUCCGCAUUAGGUCCGGGGACAACAACCAGGAUUUCUACAUCAGGCAAACCAAUAACUACAGUGCCAUGUUGGUUCUAGCCCGAGCCGUGUCGGGUCCCAGAGAGUACACGUUGGACCUGGAGAUGAUAUCGGGCCAUCCUCUGGUCAGCCAGCGGUCCAGCUCCGUCCUCAGACUUUCUAUCUUUGUUGGACCGUAUGCCUUUUAAAGCAGGAGCAGAGUGGAGGGACGCAGAUCAAAAGUAGCUGUAAAACAGAAGUGGUCAAUGCAGUUCAGCCAGUCACUGUGAUAUUUACAUUAUCAGCCUUUUUCUUCCUGCUCAUCAGGAUACACAUGCAGUACAGUAAACACAGACACUGUAGCACAGUCCAUCCUGUUAAAUUCUUUAUUGAUUUUCCCCCACAUUUUUCUUUUAAAUUUGUAUGGACAGUUUAUUACUGGGGUUUAUGAGCAAUUUGACUCUGAUCAGAGAGAAAAUGACUGAAACUUUAUCAGAUUUGUACAUCUUCACCAGUUUACAUGCUUAUCUCCGGCUCACGUUUGUCCCUUUAAUGUAGUCAGUAACCACUUACAUCAGACCACGGCACCCAUACUUCCUCCGCCACCUUCACUGUUUAUUAUCUGUGUUUGUGCCACUUCUCUGCUGUUUGGGGGUUUGUCAUGUUAUGUUGUACUUUAUAUUUUUAAAGAUUUGAUUCCUAAUAAAACAAUACUCUUUUCACCUAUGUGU
This is a messenger RNA of Cyprinodon variegatus (sheepshead minnow), 2134 nucleotides long. It is a transcript of the gene efemp2a, whose product is annotated as EGF containing fibulin-like extracellular matrix protein 2. Gene Ontology annotation, molecular function: calcium ion binding. The record is from RefSeq and is a predicted model, not a curated record. The transcript is spliced from 11 exons. Lineage: Eukaryota; Metazoa; Chordata; Actinopteri; Cyprinodontiformes; Cyprinodontidae. The coding region runs from base 308 to 1612 and encodes 434 amino acids.